Messenger RNA from Danio rerio (zebrafish), 4152 nucleotides. Lineage: Eukaryota; Metazoa; Chordata; Actinopteri; Cypriniformes; Danionidae. The record is from RefSeq and is a predicted model, not a curated record.
UCAGGACUAUCCCUGUGUGGGCCAGGUAGGUGACAUCAGUGCUUUAAGAAAGGGGUAGCAGCUGCUCUGCCUUGCAGGAGAUUGGAGGGGGACUCCGCUGACGUCCUCUGAAUCCCGCUCUCAAGGAGAAACACGCACAUCCACAAACACACACACACAAGCGGGAUCCACGCUCGCUUUCGUGGAAAUGUGUUUUGACGCUUCGCUGCCUGCAUCCAGCGAUCAGACGGGCGCGUGCGUUGCGAACAAAUCCUCGAUGCAUUCGCUUCCCAUCAUCAUCACCAUCAUCCAUAUUUCUGGACGCACAGCCGUCAUGAUAACGACAGCAUCAGCACCACAGUGAAAGGUGAUGAAGCUGCUGGUGAAAUGGUCAGAGCCGAGAGACUAUUUGAGAAGAUAUGCAUGCACUUGAAGUGUGAAGGGCAAGGAGGGGACGGGGUGAUGUGCCGCUGAUCAUGCGACUUCGCCCGGGCUGCCGCUCUCGAAAAACCGCAUCGUGACCCGCGGCGGAUGGGGUGACUUUCCCGCAGGGGAAGACCCGUGCCGGGGCCGACACAUCCUGAAGCGCCGCCGGCUAUCCCCGGGGUGUCUCCGCGGGCCAGAGGGACGGAGGAAAGAUGCAGGAGGCGACGGCGGAUGGAGAGGAGCCCAUUCUGGACGGAGCUGCGAGGGAAGAGCAGCGUCCGGUGAAGCAGUCCUUGGCUGCCUCUCUGUGUCGAGAGUCUCACUGGAAGUGUCUUCUCCUCACUCUGCUCAUGUUCGGCUGUUUUGGCACACUGGCUUGGUGCAAGCUGUGCAAAGUUCCAGUGCUUGCUCCGACAGAGCCAGAAGCUGCGGUUGAGGAGUCCGGACACCUCUCUACGACCUCUGCAAGCUCCGAUGUCUUCACCCCUCUAGAAGGGGAUCUGGAUAGUCCUUGUUCCAGCGGCUAUAUUUAUAUUCCUCUGGCUUUCCUGGCUAUGCUGUACGUUGUUUACCUGGUGGAAUGCUGGCACUGCUACUCCAAAACAGCCAUGUUGGCUCAAGCAGAGGUUGCGGAGGUGUAUGAGCGCGUGCAGAGACUGCAACAAGCAACGCCGUGCAUUUGGUGGAAGGCCAUCAGCUACCACUAUGUGCGACGGACAAGACAGGUGACGCGAUACCGCAAUGGAGAUGCCUACACCACGACACAGGUGUAUCAUGAGCGUGUAAACACGCACGCGGCAAGCUCAGAGUUUGACUAUGCUAGAUACGGUGUCAAAGAUGUUUCCAAGGAACUAAGGGGGUUAAUGGAUCACCCGGCAGUGCGGCUGCGCUUCACCAAAUGCUUUAGUUUCGCAAGUGCCCGAGCUGAGGCUGCCUACCUCACCCAGCGGGCACGCUUUUUUGGUGAAAAUGAAGGACUUGAUGAUUACAUGGAGGCACGGGAGGGAAUGCAUUUGAAGAAUGUGGAUUUCCGUGAACACAUCCUAGCUUUCCCUGACCCAGCCAGACAGCCUUGGUACGCCAGGCGCAAGGUUUUCUGGCUGGCCUCAGCUCUGCUUCUGUCCUGGCCACUUCGGGUUGUUGCGGAGUACCGCACUGCAUAUGUGCACUACCAUGUAGAGAAACUGUUUGGGGACGCUGAUGACAACAAUAGAGGCGAUGUAACUGAGAAUGGUGGGAGCACCGAAAAUGGGAAUGGACCUGGCACUGGAUCAAGCUAUCGUGCUAUUUCACGAGUCAAUACAGUGGACAUGACAGAGCUGGAGUGGCACAUUCGCUGCAACCAACAGAUGGUCCCAAGCUACUCCGAAGCUCUGCUGAUGGAUCCUGGUUCAGGUACCAAUCAAGGUACCAACACUCCUCCAGCGGGGCAGGGGGCAAACUCGACAGCGAGUGGCCCAACUCUACCAGUGGCCUUUACCUCUGCCUACUUGCUCCAAAACUGUCCUCGGUGCCGCCGCACCACAAGCAGCGCUUCCCUUCCAUCCCGACUCAGAGGCCCGACCGCAGCCCUGCUGAGUGGAACCAUGGCUGGGAUGAGAGCUAGUGGAUCAGGAGGCGGUGCUGGAGGUCCAGGACGACUGGUUCUAAGCAGGAGCGGCUUUUCAUUGGGACGACUCCAGGCUCCUCGUCCACCGUCCCUCUUCCACUCCCGAAGUGUCGGUGGAGGACUAGCAGCAAGAGGAGAAGAUUCAGGUGGAGGAGGAGGGGGAUUUUUGGGUUUGGGAUCCAGACAAGAUGAAGAGAGCAGAAGAGUGCUGGAGGGAGAAGGUGACGAGGAAGAAGAGGCUGUGAAUGUGGUGGAAAGAGAAGAAGAAGGGGAGAGAGAAGGGGAGCAAAGAGAGCAACAGGAGGAUGCAGAAGAAGAGGAAGCAAGGGAAGGAGACAGACCUCCUACAUAUCAGGAUGCCUUUUUCUUCCCGGUGUUGAUUGUGCAUGGAGAGGAGAGCUGCCAUUCAGGUGAGGACAUUUCCUGAAGAAAAGACAUUAAACCCUGAUCAAAAAGAGCACCGAAGUGUCAGGAGUAGAGAAAGACCAUUAGAAAACUCAUGGCCAAUUCAAUAGAGUGUGAAGGGAGUCAUUUGUCAGUUGACCUUUCUCUAAGCUCCACUCCCCUUGAUCACUGUUGCUAAAUCAGACAAACUGUGCAAAAGCAAACCAGAGAUUAAAAUAUACCAUGCGUUUUAAAAUUUAAAGUAUGCAUGCUUGGUGAUUAAUCAAAAAAAGGUGAGAACCGAGGUGAAUGCUGAUCGCAAGAAACUGAAAAGAGACGCAAUUUGUUUAUAAGAGAUUAAUUAAUACGUAUCUGCUUAAAGAUUAUGAAAAAAAAUACAGUUUGUAUCGACUUCAGGUACGUUGUGCCAUUUUACUAGUGACCGGACAACAUGGUUUAUCAUUAUUAGAAAUUAUCCUCUACUACAGAUCUUCCAUAGACUUUCAUAAGAAAAGCUUGUUUAAGAAAACAUAAAUGCCAACAGUUGCUAAAGUGGGACUGCUCUUUUUUUAAAAGCAGCACUUAGAGAAGGGUCAUGUGCUUCAUUUUGAGCCCAACUUGAGAAUGAGAAUGCAUAAAAUUGUCCAAGUAAGGUGUCAGACACCUCUUGUAAACAAUGACUGACAUUAAUAUAAACUUACCUAUGCAAUAAAGAAGAGAGUGUUUGUAAAAUUUGAAGGGGAUACACAAAAAAAAGACAUCUCUCAAUGUACGGCACCUCCUCUGGUCAUGGAGCAAAAAGCAUCAAAUGACAUGCUACCAAAAUAAAAGGCUGUCGAAAAGUCUUCCAAAGAUCAUGAAGAGCUCAUCAAGAGGAAUGUUAUGAAUCUAUGUACACAUAGCCAUUGUAAAGCUGUGUCCUACACGACAAAAAGGUUUUGCUUUUUAAAAAAAAACUACAUAUGGAGAGAGAGACACCUGUGCACAAUUGCUAUUUGAGACAUUUCAUUAUAACUAGGGCUGGGUGAAAUGGCAGAAAUGCAACCUCAAUAAUUAUUUUCCAUAUUGAACGAUAACGAUAUACAUUGCGAUUAAAGUUGUUUAAUGCUUCCAGAUUUAAAAGAAUACCACAACAUUGACUGAAGCCACAAAAAUUGGAGGGUCCAUUAAAUGGCAUAACAAAUUUUCAGUGUUGGGCAGUAGCUACAUUACAAGUUGUGACGCACUAGCUUAACUACAUUUCUCAGGAGCGUGGCGGUAGCGUCACUGCUUUAUACAUUAAAUAGCUUUUCUGUAGCUAAGCAUUUUUUUAGUCAAGUAGCGCAGUAGCAUCCACUCAAGCAACAUUUAGUGAUCGCAGAUCAAUAAGUGACGACACCAACAUUCACAGAGAUUUGAAGCCGGUGUCUAGCCGAUGAAAGUAAAUCCAUUUGAUAGCGAGAAUGACGAUUUCUUCUUCCUGUUUUUCGGUGGUCGACAAUAAAAUUUUAGUGCGUUACUGCCACCUUUCGCUCUGGUCGGUGAUGUCAUCAACCAAUUGGGCUAACACAAGAAAUUUGCUUCAUAGAAAGAUGACUGAGGGAGAGGAGUUAUAUAUUUAUAGUUUACUGUAGUAAAAGCUAAAGUAUACUAUAGUAAUUACUAUUACUUAAUGAUAGUUACUAAUGAUAUACAUUAUGUAGUGUAGUACAUUAAUGAAAAGCUGUAAAUAUAUAUACAAUAUAAUGCUUAUUCCUUAACUAAAAAUUACUAUA